Molecule: messenger RNA, 775 nt
Organism: Cucumis melo (muskmelon)
Lineage: Eukaryota; Viridiplantae; Streptophyta; Magnoliopsida; Cucurbitales; Cucurbitaceae
Exons: 4
Coding region: 11-775 (254 amino acids)
Source: RefSeq, a predicted model, not a curated record
CUACACCACCAUGUUCUUGGUCAAGCUUACAGAAUUUGAGCCUCUUCUUGACUCAACCUCCUAUCUUGCUCAAUAUUCGAACGACAAUGCCGACAUAAAAUUCGCACCUGGGAAGCUCUUCCUAAUCGUCCCGAACCGUUCCCCUCGCUUCUUUGCAACGCUACAAUUGUCGCCAAGAUGGUUCUCCAACUAUUCCGUCGAUCAUGUUCAUAGUUCCAAGGUUUCCCUUGAAUCCUUCCAUGAUGCUAUGUUGGAUGGUGGAGAUUUUUCUUCAAUGUCAAUCCAUCUUUUGGACAAAACAAACCAAAUGUUUCUUAGAUUUGAUACUCCUUCGAGCCAAAUCCAACCUUCGCAUCAUGAAUUGACAUUGUCACCUCCCCAAUCAGAAGACAUUCAAAUUUGCGAACAUGAACUUGAUCUAGAUAAAUUUGUCAUAGUUAAAUCUAAGUCAUUAAGAAGAGUUAUAAAAGAGUUACCUAUCUUCCACAAUGAUUCAAUCAUUUGUGUUAGCGUAACCACUUCUCAAAUCAAGUUCUCCAUUGCAUCAAAGGCGAUUGUUCUUAGUGAGGAGGGUCAACAUUGUAAGAUUGAAGGUUUUGGAGAAGUUGAAAGUCAAUUCCGGAUCAAUCUUUGUCCUAUGUUGUUUUUCCUGAAUUUUACAUAUAAAGCAAGCAAGAUUUGGUUUUAUAAGACAAAGAAUAAUGCUUAUACUGUAAUGAUGGUUCCAGCUUUUGGAAUUUAUGGUCAAUAUGCAAUCUAUUUUCCCACCACAUGA